AUGUUCGUCAGUCUGAGUAACGGACCACUACUGGUCAGCUGGUCUCCAUUCAGAAACCACAGAUAUUCAGCAGAAGGUGAUGAGUCAGCAGAGCAGUUUAUUUUAUUUUUUAUUUUGACCAAUGUCAUUUUAGGUUUAUCUGAUGGAGCUGGUGUGUUACCAGAUGRUCYUCUGAUUGCCUCUGUUGGAGGGACAGAAACGUUCACAACAAACUUGAAUCCAACAGAAAAACCAUUUUCAUUGGUCACCUGGCAGUUUGAUCCUGGUUCAGGACUAGCUGAUCUCAUAAUUCUCUCGUUUAUUGGGGAAAACACAACUGGACCACAAUAUGAAGGCAGGAUCACUCUCUUCAGAUCUACUGGAUCUCUGGAACUCAGGAAUCUGAAACUCAGUGACAGUGGAGAUUACAUAGUAAGCAUUCAAGACCGGCCGGUUCAUAAGCCAGGACGCACCACACUUAAUGUUUAUGAACCAGUCUCCAAUGUCAGAGUCUCCCCACUAAGCACAGAUUUGAUUGAGUUCAACAGCUCAGUCAGUCUGUCCUGCUCCUCUUCUGGAUCUUCUCUUUCCUUCAUCUGGAUGAAAGGCAGCUCUGAGAUCACAGCCAGUGACAGAUUUCAGAUUAACACACAUGAAGAAAACUCCAUUCUGACUAUAGUCAGUGUGACCCGAAAUGACCAGGGACCAUACAGAUGUCGUGUGUCUAAUCCUGUCAGUUCUAUUAUCAGUGAUCCAGUAAACAUCUCUGUUAAUUAUGGUCCAGUCAAUGUACAAAUAGAAAUGUAUCCAUCUAAGGAACAUCAUGAGAAAGGAUCAGACGUUAAUCUGAUCUGCUCUGCUGACUCAUCACCUUCUGCUGAAUAUCAGUGGUUCCUGAAUGGAGGUCAGCUGAUCAAUAAUGGUCUGUUGCUCCGACUGAUGAAUAUCCAGAUGAAUCAGAGUGGAAACUACAGCUGUCAGGCCUUUAACAGUAAAACUCUGAGAUAUCAAACAUCUCAACCUUCACAUAUCUCUGUAUAUGAGCGAGUCUCUAAUGUAGAGGUUACUCAAGACGUUGCCCACUUAAUUGAGUUCAGUGGGUCUGUCAGUUUCUCCUGCUCCUCCUCUGGAUCUUCUCUCUCCUUCCUCUGGAUGAACAGCAGCUCUGAGGUUUCAGCCAGUGACAGAGUUCAGAUCACUGAUGGAGGAUCUAAGCUGAAGAUAGUCAAUGUAACCAGAUAUGAUGAUGGAUCAUACAGCUGUAAUGUGUUCAAUCCUGUCAGCAGUGCUAACAGUGAUCCACUACACCUUUCUGUCAGCUAUGGCCCAGAGAAAGUCAAACUAAAAUCACAAUCUCAGAAAUAUCCAGAAGGGUCAAACAUCCAUCUGUCUUGUUCAGCUGAGACCAGACCUGAUGCCACUUUUCAGUGGUUCUUUAAUGGAAAAAGUCUGCCUGCUUCUGGAUCUGAGCUCGAACUCCUCAAUGUUCAGAAGAAUCAGAGUGGAAACUACAGCUGUCAGGCCUUUAACAGCAAAACCUUAAGUUAUCAGACAUCUCAAGUUUUAGUCCUAUCAAUAGCAGAAGCUGCAAGUCUGUCAGGUGGUGUCAUUGCUGCAAUUGUGAUUGCUUGCUUGAUAGCUGCUGCUCUAGUAGCUGCUGGAGGCUUCUUCAUUCAUAAGAGAAUAAAAAAUGCCCAACCUCAAUCAGAGUCAGGUAAAACGGAACAAGAACAUGAAUAUGAGAACAUGACAAACUUACAAAGUGGAAGGAUAUAAAAUCUCCAGUUUUCCUUUGGUAAAAGGUGAGUUCUGAGUUAUUGGCUCUGAUUAUUAGAAAAAGAAAGUUAGAAUUUCUUGUGUUUGAUUAUUCUUUAAUAAAAUAUUUACAUUCAUAAAACAUCACUAUUUAAAGAGGAUUCUUAAAGAGGAUUGUUUAUCACCCAUCUAAUUCAUUUUUCUUCUUUUUCAUCUUGCAUAUCAUCAGAAAUUAAGAAACCAAGAUCGUCUAUAACCAUAUGGAGAAUUAAUAUUAGUACUCUACAUUUGGUAAAUCUGAAUAAACAAUAGCAUCUUAGCCCUUGUGUUUACAAAUGGGGUCCAACCGACCCCACACCCGUAUCACUUGUAUCAGUUGCCUCAGUCCUCGCACUCAUAAGGGUUAAUGUACUUUUAUUUUAGAUGUUUACACUUAUUUACAUUCUUGCAAGUUGCAAUGUGACAUUGGCAAAAAAAAAGAUUACCUCAGAAACAAUAUUUAAAAUCUGUAAUGCUUUGAGUCUUUUAAUUAAAAGUAUGUUAAUUUGUGUUACUUUGACAAAAUGUGGAACGGAUGAUUUACAUGUUUUGCUAAUUAGUUAAGGUUUAAAGUGACCAUUCAAUUUUAGAUUGUAAUUUUAAAACUUUUUCCAGAAAUCAGUUAUCUGUAGUGAAGCAAGAAAAGUUGCUGAGUUCUUCCUUUUAUGUAUAUAAAUUUAACAUACUUUUUGUAUAUUGUAUUUUGCUGUUGGUUUAACUGGUUGCAGGUCUGCUUAUGAAUCCAUGGCACGUCAGCUUUAUUUGCUGUCAAAAUCUAGAAAAAGAAAUUUAUAAUGAAGAGCUGUAUUUCUAAAACCUCAACAUGUUUUAAUGA
Molecule: messenger RNA, 2608 nt
Organism: Poecilia reticulata (guppy)
Lineage: Eukaryota; Metazoa; Chordata; Actinopteri; Cyprinodontiformes; Poeciliidae
Source: RefSeq, a predicted model, not a curated record